GGCCUGCGGCGGGGCAGGAUGGGCAGGAGAGCGGAGCCGCGAAGUCUGCUGCGCGGGUGAAAAGCGGCGCGUGAUUCCCGCGGCGGGAUCGUUCGGCGCGCGCAGGCCCGGAACCCGGCUGCUGAGCGCUUACAGCCGCAGAAGUCAGAGAGCCCGCGGCUUAAAGCGCGUCGCCCGCCUAGCGCCAUCCCCCGGCCUUCUUCCAGGUCUCCAGGGCGGGGUCCGAGCGCCCAUCCACGGCACCCUGGGCCCAGAGCACUCGCGGGCCUCCUCUCCAAUGAUUCAGAACUCACGUCCGUCGCUGCUGCAACCCCAAGAUGUCGGAGACUCGGUGGAAACCCUUAUGGCCGAGACGGCGGCAGUGGUCACUACGUUGACGUCUUUGAAAACCUGCUUACCUUUUUCAGAACUCUCCAGCUCUCGCCUCCAGAUCUGAAUUGAACUUACGGUACUUUCUUUAAGGGGAGUAGGAAGUGCUUGAGCCAGUUUGCACUUUUACGUGUUACUUAUUUCCUUUGUGUGUGUAUCAUUGUUUAUGCCCUCCUCUUUCUCCCCUUAAACUACAUGUUUAUUUACCUUGAAUAUCUUUGAUCCACCCGUUUUCUUGAAACGGAGUCUUGCACUGUCGCCCAGGCUGGAGUACAGUGGCGCCAUCUCAGGUCCCUGAAGCCUCUGACCCUCGGGUCCAACCAAUUCUCCUGUCUCAGCCUCCCAAGUAGCUGGGAUGACAGGCAACCUGUCGCUAGCCCCACCUCCACCAAUAGCAGCUGGGCCGUGGGUGGCGACCAGUCAAACACUGGAGGAGGCAUGGCAUUGCCCGCUGACCACUGGCCGUCCCAGCAAACCGUUGGAAGGCAGGCACUCAGAGGUGCCGUCACGCCUGGCCCGCAGUUACAUCCCGUGAUCAAGGCUUUCCUGUGUGGCUCCAUCAGUGGGACCUGCUCUACCCUCCUGUUCCAGCCUCUGGAUCUCCUUAAAACACGGCUGCAAACUCUCCAGCCUUCAGAUCAUGGGUCUAGACGUGUCGGGAUGUUGGCUGUACUCUUGAAGGUGGUUCGCACGGAGAGUCUUCUGGGCCUUUGGAAAGGGAUGUCCCCUUCCAUCGUGAGAUGCGUUCCUGGCGUUGGAAUCUACUUUGGCACCCUCUACUCUUUGAAGCAGUAUUUCUUGCGAGGACAUCCCCCUACUGCCCUGGAGUCAAUCAUGCUGGGGGUGGGCUCUCGCUCAGUCGCGGGGGUCUGUAUGUCACCUAUCACUGUAGUCAAGACUCGCUACGAGAGUGGGAAAUAUGGCUAUGAGAGUAUCUGUGACGCCCUGAGGAGCAUCUAUCGCAGUGAGGGGCACCGGGGCCUCUUCAGUGGCCUGACAGCAACUCUCCUUCGAGAUGCGCCCUUUUCAGGAAUCUACCUGAUGUUUUACAACCAGACCAAAAACAUAGUGCCCCACGACCAGGUGGAUGCAACCCUUAUUCCUAUUACAAAUUUCAGCUGUGGGAUAUUUGCUGGUAUUCUGGCUUCACUGGUAACUCAGCCUGCAGAUGUUAUCAAAACUCAUAUGCAGCUUUACCCACUGAAGUUUCGAUGGAUUGGCCAGGCAGUGACACUGAUUUUCAAAGACUAUGGACUACGUGGCUUCUUCCAAGGUGGCAUCCCCCGAGCCCUCCGCAGAACUCUGAUGGCAGCAAUGGCGUGGACAGUGUAUGAAGAGAUGAUGGCCAAAAUGGGCCUGAAGUCCUGACCAAGAGAGGCCUGGGAAAGGGUGGCAUCUGUUGCCCUGCUUGGUUUCUGCCCAGGGCUGCUGCUUCUCACUACCUGCAGUAAGCUGAAGUCCUACCUGGAAAGCCAGGCAGAAAUUGUGUUGCCUUUGCCUUUGGUAACCCCUUUAAGGAGAAAAUAGUUGGACCUGAUUUGAGCCUUCAGAAUCUCCAAAGAGAGGAGUCACUAAUACAUACAGCACACUGGGGAGUCAGGAGAGAGCUCUGCAUACCCUGAGAGGCUACUUGGAGAGGCGUUUUCCGAGGAGAGCUCUGUCAGGUGGCUGCGCUUCAGCCCCCCACCUACACCACAGGGUCUCCUUGGGUACGUUCUUGGGCAAGGAAUCGCAAAGCCAGAGAAGCUGUAAGCUGCCUGCUGGGCCUGAGGUGCUCCAGCCAGGAAGGACUGGAUGUGAGGAGAGGAGUCACUGUCACCGGGUCACAGACUGACUGAGGUGAUGGUAGGAUGAGGAACGGAUGCCCUUUUUUAAUUGCUUCUCAGUCAGCUUCUCAGAGGCUCUGGAGAACAGGACAGUGGCUUUCUAGUCUCUGAAUGUCCAAGUAAAAUUUUCUGGUCUAGGCCCCUGUACUGUUUUACCUCUAAAUUCUGGCAUUUUGUUUUUUUUUUCCUGUAAUUAAAGUGCUUUAUUUAUUGAACUUUAUCAUUGAAAGCUGUUUGGAAAACGUAAAA
Callithrix jacchus (white-tufted-ear marmoset) is the source of this 2444-nucleotide messenger RNA. RefSeq names its product solute carrier family 25 member 38 (gene SLC25A38). NCBI's taxonomy places the organism in Eukaryota, Metazoa, Chordata, Mammalia, Primates, Cebidae. Gene Ontology annotation, cellular component: mitochondrion; mitochondrial inner membrane. Gene Ontology annotation, biological process: glycine import into mitochondrion. Gene Ontology annotation, molecular function: glycine transmembrane transporter activity. The record is from RefSeq and is a predicted model, not a curated record.